AUGGAGUCACGCGAUGGAGCUCCAACUAUUGAACAACUGAACAUUCAUGCCAGUCCAUCCGAGAUCGAGGCCCCGGACAAACUACCGGACGAUUCAUUGGAGGGGUUGCUGUUAGGUCAUCUGCUGCCCACUGAAUUUCAGGCAUACGAACGGGCCAAAUUCAAUUCUUUUGUUCAUGCUAAGAAUAUCAAUUGUCGCGAUUUCAUCCUCCAACUGAAUAAGCAGCGUUUAAUCGGGAAGUGUUCCAGCAAUUUUGGAGGCAUGAACGUUCAGCCGGCCAAAUUGGAAGUUGACGGUGAGCCGAUUUUCAUGAAGCGGCGUGUAAUCCCAUAUGAUCAACGUGAAGGUGUAUUGAAGGCCAUCGAGAAAAUGGAGCGAUAG
This is a messenger RNA of Echinostoma caproni, 381 nucleotides long. The record is from the annotation of a GenBank genome assembly. NCBI's taxonomy places the organism in Eukaryota, Metazoa, Platyhelminthes, Trematoda, Plagiorchiida, Echinostomatidae.